Molecule: messenger RNA, 528 nt
Organism: Hansenula ciferrii
Lineage: Eukaryota; Fungi; Ascomycota; Saccharomycetes; Phaffomycetales; Wickerhamomycetaceae
Gene: ATP7
Product: F1F0 ATP synthase subunit d
Exons: 2
Coding region: 1-528 (175 amino acids)
Biological process (GO): proton motive force-driven ATP synthesis
Molecular function (GO): proton transmembrane transporter activity
Source: RefSeq, a predicted model, not a curated record
AUGUCUGCUUUACGUGCUUCUGCUGCUUCAAAAUUAGAUUGGACUAAAGUUGUUUCAAAACUUGGUUUAACAGGUCAAACUGCUGCUUCAUUAACUGCUUUCAAAAAGAGAAACGAUGAAGCUCGUCGAAACAUUGUUGAAUUGAAAAAUCAACCAACUGAAGUUGAUUUUGCUCAUUAUAAAUCUGUUUUAAACAACUCUGCUGUUGUUGAAGAAAUUGAAAAACAUUUCAACUCUUAUAAACCAGUUACUUUAGAUGUUGCUAAACAAUUAAAAUCAAUUGAUGCUUUCGAAGCUAAAGCUGUUGAAAAUGCUACUGCUACUGAAGAAGUUGUUGCUAAAGAAUUGGCUGAUUUACAAAAAACUUUAGCUAACAUUGAUGCUGCUAGACCAUUUGAUCAAUUAACUGUUGAUGAUAUUGUUAAAGUUAGACCAGAUAUUGAUGACAAAGUUAACUUAUUGGUUUCUAAAGGUAAAUGGUCUGCACCAGGUUAUAAAGAAAAAUUUGGUGAUCUUAAUGUUAUGUAG